Molecule: messenger RNA, 2950 nt
Organism: Phalaenopsis equestris
Lineage: Eukaryota; Viridiplantae; Streptophyta; Magnoliopsida; Asparagales; Orchidaceae
Product: protein OPAQUE1-like
Exons: 24
Coding region: 23-2749 (908 amino acids)
Biological process (GO): vesicle transport along actin filament; actin filament organization
Cellular component (GO): cytoplasm; vesicle; actin cytoskeleton
Molecular function (GO): actin filament binding; ATP binding; microfilament motor activity
Source: RefSeq, a predicted model, not a curated record
AAAGCAACAACUUCAAGCCCUCAUGGAAACACUUAACUCAACAGAACCUCAUUAUGUUCGCUGUGUGAAGCCAAACUCAUUGAAUUGCCCUCAAAAGUUUGAGAACUGGAGUGUCUUACAUCAGUUGAGAUGUGGGGGUGUUUUGGAGGCUAUUCGGAUAAGCCUUGCUGGCUAUCCUACUCGGAGGACAUAUUCUGAAUUCUUAGAUCGUUUCGGACUGCUAGCUCUAGAACAUAUGGAUGGAAGUUACAAUGAGAAGAUGCUCGCGGAGAAAAUUAUGCAGAAAUUGAAACUGGAGAACUUUCAACUUGGGAAGUCCAAAGUUUUUCUCAGGGCUGGCCAAAUUGCUAUAUUAGAUGCUAGACGAAAUGAAGUCUUGAAUAGUGCGGCAAGGUUUGUUCAGACUCGGUUUCUGACAUUUAUUGCUCGCAAGGAGUUUGUUAAAACUAAAUGUGCUGCUGUUACUCUCCAAGCAUAUUGCCGGGGCUGCUUGGCAAGAAGUGUCCAUGCAAUGAGGAAAUGUGAAGCUGCUGCCCUAGUAAUUCAAGCACAUGCUCGCAGAUGGAUUGCACGAAAGGCAUUUCAAAAGCUUUAUUCAGCUGCUCUGAUCAUUCAGUCUAGCAUUCGUGGUUUCACUGCUCGCCAGAUGCUUGCUUGCUUGAAGGAGCACAGGGCCUCUAUCUUAAUUCAGGCAUGGUGGAAGAUGUGGAAGAUGAGCGCAGUUUUCCAGCGUCGUCGGCGAGCUGCAAUUUCAAUCCAAUGUGCUUGGAAACGGAAGCUUGCAAGAAGAAAGCUUCAGAAGCUUAAGAUUGCUUUUAAUGAAGCUGGUUCCUUACGAGCAGCAAAGAACAAACUGGAACAGUGUUUAGAAGAUCUGACCUUGAGGUUAGCUAUUGAGAGACGACUAAGGGUUGCUGCUGAAGAGACCAAACUCGUUGAAGUUUCAAAGCUUCAGAGAUCCUUGGAUUUAUUGCAUGCUGAGUUAAAGACAGCUAAAUUUGUCAUUGUUGAUGAAUGCAAUAGGAACUCUUCUCUUUCAAGUGAGAUAGAUAUGCUGAGGAAGGACAAGGCAGCACUGCAGAAUAAUCUUGAUAAAAUGACUGAAAUACAGAAGGAGAACCAUUUUCUGAAGAUUUCUGUGGAGUCUCUGGGAAAGAGAAGUUUGGAAUUGGAGAACGAACUGCACCGUUCUCAGAAGGAAAGUUUGUUGACUCUUACAAAAUUACACGAAACAGAAAAAAAGUUUGCGGACCUUCAGCAUAAUCUGCAGAGCUUGGAAGAGAAGCUGUCUAAUUUACAAGAUGAAAACCACAUCCUAAGGCAAAACUCUAUGGACAAGUCUCCCUUGAAUAGCUUUACUGUUGCAAAACAUUUCCCAGAGAAGUAUACCAGUGGGCUCAUGCUUUCGGAUACCCAAAGAAUUCUUGGAUUUGAAACUCCUACGCAAGCAAAUUAUCCUGUUUCUGCCCCCCAAAGCAUGUCUGAUUCACAUCGACCAAGGAUGGUCCUUGAGAGAGAUGAGGAAAAUUAUGAUCUUCUAUUUGGAAUCAUCAAUGGAAAGUUGGGUUUUAAAGAUGGUAAACCUGUUGCGGCUUGCAUCUUAUAUAGAUGUCUUCUCCAUUGGAGAGCGUUUGAGGCCGAGAGGACUGCUAUUUUUGACAGCAUAAUUGAGGCAAUCAAUAAUGUUCUUCAGGUUGAAAGGGAGAAUGAAAAUAUUUUGCCAUACUGGUUAUCAAAUACGUCUGCCCUUCUAUGUCUCCUACAAAGAAAUUUAAGGUCAAAUGUUUUUCUAAAGACUCCUAAUCGUCGCUCUUCUGGAUCAACAGGCUUAAGUGGUAGGAUGGCUCAGGUUUUAAGAUCUCCGUUGAAACUCAUGGGUUCUGAAGAGGGAACUUCACACAUUGAUGCCAAGUAUCCUGCUUUACUAUUUAAGCAACAAUUGGCUGCUUGUUUAGAGAAGAUUUUCGGAAUGAUUAGGGAUAACUUUAAAAGAGAGUUAUCACCACUUUUGUCUCAAUGCAUUCAGGCACCUAAAUCUACUCGGUCUUCUGCUGGAAGGGCGUCUAAAUUGCAUGGAAUUUCUCUACAGCAAACUGUGAACACCCAUUGGGAGAGCAUCAUUGAAUUUCUGAAUUCACUUCUGGUCCAACUACGCCAAAAUCAUGUACCCUCGUUCUUUAUUCGUAAACUCAUUACUCAGCUCUACUCCUUUAUGAACAUCCAACUCUUUAAUAGUUUGUUGCUGAGAAGGGAAUGUUGCACAUUUUCCAAUGGGGAGUAUGUGAAAUCAGGACUUGCGAUGUUGGAAAAGUGGAUUGCUGAUGUUACUGAAGAGUUUGCAGGAACCUCCUGGCAUGAGUUAAACUAUAUCAGACAAGCUGUCGGUUUUCUGAUAAUACACCAGAAAAAGAGAAAGACUCUUGAAGAGAUUAGACAAGAUCUUUGCCCUGCGCUCAGUGUAAGGCAAAUUUAUCGGAUUUGCACAAUGUAUUGGGAUGAUAAAUAUAGCACACAAAGUGUUUCAAAUGAGGUUGUUGCCGCAAUGAGAGAAAUGGCUAACCAAGAUUCUCAAAAACUCAUGUCAAAUUCGUUUCUUCUUGAUGAUGAUAUGAGUAUUCCAUUCAGCACUGAAGAUAUAUCAAAGGCCAUUCCCCCUAUUGAUCCCAUUGAUGUUCAACUUCCUAAAUCACUCAAACAUUUUUCGUCGGUACAGUUUCUUCUGGAGCGAUCCGAUGUAAUUCAGGCUUAAGGAUAUGCGGAGAAUGGGUGAAGACUAGCCUGAGUUUUGGUCGCCUGUAUGUAUAUUUAUGUAGAUAGCUACAUUUUUUUUUUUUUUUGCCUGCCAUUUUUGUAGGGCGAACUUAUAUUUAUCUGACAAUUUUGGUGUAAUAGAAAGAGAAUGUAAAUUGUACUAAAAUUAUUGCAUUUAUAGGUUAAGUGUCAAGCUUAA